GCGUGUUGCGCAUCUUACACGAAAUCAAAGCAAGGAAAACAUGAGGAUUGCCAAGGACCACCUACAGUCAUUCUAAACCAUUGGAUAAGCACAAGACCAUUGUGUUGAUCCUAAUAACCCGACGCCUAGGUGCUCGGGGUUCUCCAAGGCAAUUGCGGCAGGUCGACUCUGGCCCCUCAAUCUUGAUGCCCUUCUAGAUAUUCACUCGCACAAUGAGGUCUUUAGCCAAUAUCCUUGUAGAUGAUGUUACUCUUCUCAUAAUGCGGGAGCUCUGUGUGAAGGACGUGUUGAAGAUGCGCUGCACCUGCAGGCAUAUUGCACAACUGACUAAGACAAAACAGCUAUGGUGUCAGCUAUACCGUCGAGUCGUUGCAGAGCAAGGCAUUCCUGUUUUCCCAUAUAUGCGACCACUCGACAUUCUAUCUCCAUCACUCGUCGAGGCUCUUGUAGUGCAUAUGGUCCGCUUGGAUGAAAAGACUAUGUCACAGAAGGGAGCGCGUCUCGUACCUCUUCAUCAACCACGGUCGGUGACAUGGAUUCGUCUCGUUCGUGGUCAGUGGCUUUUGGUCGCCUCAUCGGACCUGAAUACAAGUGUCAUUUCUCUCUGGUCAUUGAGUUCUCUUCUCUCGUCUCCCGAGUCUUCGAAGCCCAUUGUUGAGGCAUAUCUUGAUGCUCCGGUAGCUUAUGGUAUGGUUCAAUGUUAUAACGAUGAGCUUUUCGUUGCGCUGUAUCUUCGCGGAACGAAUUCGUUCAUCGACGUUCUGACGAUCCGCCAUAUCGACCUUCGGCCUUUUUUCUGUCAUAGCGCGCGGUUUACGGGGGCCUCUCAUUUGCGGUUCUUUGAUGGUGAUUGGAUUGGAUGUGCAGUUUAUGACGGAUACAGUAUUCCACAUAUUCUUAACUGGAAGACUGGCGACGUGGAACGGCUAUGCCCACUACCUGAUCCUAGAGGCGGAUGUCUUGCGAUGGCACGAUGGCAUAACUGCAUUGCGACGAUAACUCCGAAAACACUCGAGAUCUAUUUACUGAACCAUGAUGAACAAUCCCAUUAUGCCUUUUGGCGAGCCGUCGAUUUGCCGCGCGGCGUUGGUUCCGUCUCGUUCUUCUCAGAGGACUCAAAUUCUCCUCUACGUUUUUGUCUGUCAGGGUACCCUGGCAUAUUCUUAUACCAGGUAAAUUGCGACCCACUGGAUGAUCAGCUCAGCUUGAUGCUUCUGUGGAGUUACUGCCCCGAAUUUGCAUCACCUCGGCCCCUUAUCACAUUCCCUAGCUUCGGUGUCACCGGGCAAACUCUCUCAUGGCUAAGCACUCCUCGCCAUAAUCGCUACCAGUACUGUAGCUUUGUUGCCGCAAGAUUGUUUCAUUCUGACUCGGAAGGGCUCCCGCCUCUGUUUGAGCUGGAUGAUCCCAAUUUACCUGCACAGUACUUGUUCGGCGUACGCGACUUCGAUGAAGCUCGAGGUGUAGCCGUUUUUGGAAAUGGAUUUGGAGAACUGGUGUUGUAUGAUUUCAGUCAUUCAGAUCCAUACAUCAUUGAAAAGCUCUCACUUCCCGUCGCUCUCCUGCCCUAUGUUCCUGAAGAACAACUACCAGUACUACCCAUGCACGCAAUUACUUCUUUUGCAUCCCCGCCAUUCCCAUACUGCCGAUUCCAAGAUACCGACGAGGCUGAACGGAUGUCAUUGUUCGAGUUCUGGAGGUCAUAUACCCUUCCUCGUAUUCCUAUCGGGUGGGACACGGACUGGGAAAAUUCUAGUGUAUGGCACUGCUUCACUGGAAACCCACAAUCUCACAGGGAUCAUGCAUGGCUGCACGAGAAUGUGGCGUUCUUCCUUGGCCAGCCAAUUCUUCUUAUUCGCCGCGAUACCGAUUGGGGAGAUGAAGUGGUAUUCAUGGCAGGGGGUUUACUCUUUAUGUUCCUCGAGGAGACAGGCUGUCCGUGCCUCUUGGAUCCUUCUGUCAGUCUAGGAGACCUUCUUGCAGCUGUCGACGCUGGAAGCGAUCCAUGGGAGUUCACAGUCACAAAGUCCAGUUAUGAUGACUUCGCGCUGCAAGAAUACCGCCUCCGCACUAUGUACAUGUACGAAUGGGAACGUGUAAUCCUCAAGCGAAAUCGAUGGCAGGAGUUACAUGACAGAGGAGGUAACGUUCAUCCUGCCUUACUCGAGCCGUUCCCUGAACCAUCCAACCCGUUUCGUAAAUGGUAAUAUGGACUUCCUCUGGUCAUUAACGAUUCGCUUCUAUAUUUCCACUCGCAGACUUGUACAAGCGAGUUAUGUUUUGUUCCUGUUCACUAUGCUCUGUCUAUCUGAAUUUAGUUGUUGUUGCUCAUGUUGCCCCUGUGUUGUCCAACUGCCACAUGUUCGAAUGUCUAUCCCCCUUAUUCGCUCCAGACUGCUAGUGUAUUUGUUGAAGACACCCGACACCUAUGCCUAAAAAAUCUUGGAACCUCGCUCAAAACAUCAGCGUAACCUCAUCUUUGUAGACAAAAGUGUAUUUGCCUGAUAAUCUCACGACUCAGAGGGACCUAUAAAGUUAGAAGACAUUCAUUCUUA
Messenger RNA from Somion occarium, 2555 nucleotides. NCBI's taxonomy places the organism in Eukaryota, Fungi, Basidiomycota, Agaricomycetes, Polyporales, Cerrenaceae. The record is from the annotation of a GenBank genome assembly.